AUGCCGAGACAAAAGUCAGCGCCGAAACGAUCCGGGAUCGAUCUCGAAAAGUUACUUCUCAACAAGGACGACGAGACGACGAAUUUUACCCCUCUUCCGAGAAGAGUUGGAGAAGGAGGAGAAGUAAAAAAAAUCAACCACGAAGCCGUCGCGAAAUUGUUUUUGAGAGCAGUAAAAAACAAGGAAGAAGAAGAGGAGGAGGAAAAAAAUGCGACGAAACUUUCGCCAACGGUAAUGACGAACUUUAACGAUGAUGUUCUCGACGACGACGACGACGACGAAAAGGUAGAGGACCGAAAUACGAAUAACGUCCUGCGGUUGGUGAAAACGUUGGAAAAUUCGCACGAGGCGACGCGACGAGCGCUGGCGGAGGCGUUGGGCGUGGUCGCGGGGACGCAGCGGGAGCGCUUAGAGACAGAGGAAGAGAGGAGGGUGAUUCUUGAUGAGAACGACGACGACGACGACGACGACGACGACGAAAAGGAAGAGGAUAAGGCGGGAGAGGUUUUCGGGAGGAGCACACACGGCGAAGGGGUAGAGGAGGACAUCGCCGCGCUUCCAUCGACCACUUUUGGCUCGGCGACGUAUGCCGAACAACUCAAGCAGCAAGUACAACGACAACAAGAAAAGACGGAGCAGCACUUGCUGCGGGUACAAAAACAAAUGCACGAACAACAGAUACAGCAGCAGUAUAUGCAGCGGUUGCGGCAACAGCAGCAAGCGUACGGGGCUUUGAGCACGAUCAACGACGAUAUUCCGUACGCGGCCGCGUUGGCGAGGCAGCAAGAGAUUGUGCAUCAGCAGUUACAAUCGCAACAAGCGCAGUUCUUGCUGUUGCAGCAACAAGCGCAGCAACAGGCGAUGUUGUCGAAUCCGGAGUUGAUGAUGGCGAAUAGCACGCAUCCGGGCGCUCGCAUAUAUCCGUUCAACGCUGCCGCGCAGAAACCGCAAAAAGGGAAACGAGGGAGAAAGAAAAUGCCGUACAUUGAUCCAGAAACCGGGUUAGAGCCGGUGUGUGCGUUUAGUCAAGACGGAACGUGCACGUUUGCCAUCGGAUGUGCGAAGAGAGGGAAGGAGGUGAAGUACAGCAAGUUGAAUUUGAGAGUACCAAAGGUGGCGGGGAAGUACGUUGGGAAGCUUUGUUGUCAAACGUGUUAUUAUCGAGUUAAAGCGGCAAACUCGAUGUGCGCAUUUGUUGACGAAGGGUGCAGGUUUGCGGACAACUGUAAACGGAAAGAUGUGCCGGUGAAGUACGCGAAAUUGAGUUACAGGGUCCCGAAGAACCACGAUUCGCACGCGGGCGAGCCGUGUUGCGAAUCGUGUCAUUACAAGAUCAAAACGAGCGGGUUAAAGUGCGCGUUCACGCAAGACGAUACGUGUGUGUACUACAAAAACUGCCUGAAACGCGGCGUGGAGAACAUACAGUUCAACAAGUUGAAGUAUUUAGUCCCGUCGACGCACCCGCUGUUCGCCGGGCAACGGUGUUGCGAACCGUGUCAUUACCACUUGAAGACGAAAGGCGUACGAUGCGCGUUUCACAAAGACGGAACCUGCUCGCAAUUGAAACGAAAAGAUUUGUACGACGAUGAGACAGAGCCUUUGGCGUAUAAGGUCUUGUCGUAUCGAGUUCCCGAAACGGUCCCUGAAUUUGCCGGCGAACGCUGUUGCGAUACGUGUUAUCGACGGUGCAAAGCGAUGGGACAAAUGUGCGCGUUCGCCAAGGAAGGAACGUGCACGUUUGCAAAAUCGUGUGAAAGAAAGAACAUCCCUUUGGUGUACAAGCAGUUGAAGUAUCGCGUGCCGAAGAAGAACGCGAAAUAUCCGGGCGAGCUGUGUUGCGAAGCGUGCCAUUACAAGUGCAAAGCGCUAAACGAAAGGUGCGUGUUCUUUGACACCGGAGAGUGUCAGCACCUCGUGAACGCCGAGAAAAAAGGCGUCGAGGUGAACUACACGCAGUUGAAGUACCACGUUCCGAAAGGUAACCCGCAAUACGCCAAAUACGCUGGGAAAACAUGCUGCGACGCGUGUUACGUGAAAAUCCGCUCCAUAGGGAAGGAGUGUGUAUUCACCAAGGACGGGUUGUGCGCGUCUAUCGACGGUAAACUGGCUUUUUUUACGACGCUACUGACCAGACGCGUGCCCGCGACGCACGGAAGGCUCGCGGGGGCGUUAUGCUGCAAAUCGUGUUUCGAUAAGUGCAAAACGGGCGCAAAGCCUGGUUUUCGCGCGGACGAGUACCCCGUACCGGAUGGUGCAGAGGAUGAGACGCAGAUGGGUAAAAGAACAGAGCCCGAGAAGACUGGCGCGCCUUCGAACAACGGAGUCGAAGAAAAUACGACGACCAAAACGCCACCGGCGACGACGGAUUCGCCGAGUAAGAAAGCGAAGAAGGACACAAAAGCGAACGAAGACGACAACAACCAACAACCUCAGUGA
Molecule: messenger RNA, 2436 nt
Organism: Bathycoccus prasinos
Lineage: Eukaryota; Viridiplantae; Chlorophyta; Mamiellophyceae; Mamiellales; Bathycoccaceae
Exons: 1
Coding region: 1-2436 (811 amino acids)
Source: RefSeq, a predicted model, not a curated record